AUCAAUUUCUAUACACUUAAAUGAGGUGAACCUUGCUUGUAUGUUUUGGUUGAUUGCUUGUAGCAAAGAAUACAGCAAGAUAUUAAAAGUUGAUGAUGUCAUUGUAUUUUAGAUAUACAUUUCUGUUUUUGUACUUCAUAUGUUUUGUGUUCCAGGACCCUCGGGGAUGUGCGGAGCUCCGUUGUGGUUUUUAGCAGUGUUUGCAGUAUUGGCAGCAUCCGUCUUUCUCAUGGCUCUCUCUCUUCCCGCGGAUCGGAGCCGAGCGCAAGUUCGCUGGCAAGAUGACGCCGUGGGCUCAGGACACCGGCCUGGAACAGAGUCUAAUGAGUGACUGGUCUGUGAGUCUGACGUCUCUGUACAGUUUACUGAAGUCCAGACUGUGUCCAUACUUCUACCUGUGUUCAUACCAGUUCACUGUGCUCUUCAGAGCUGCUGGUCUUAAUGGUUCCAGAAAUAUCAGCGCACUUAUGACUCCCACCACUAGAGGACUUCGUGAAGCCAUGAAGACUGAAGGAAUUGAGUUCACACUCCCCCUGCUGGAGGAGAAGAAGAAGAGCAAAGAUUCAUCUGAGGUCAGCGAGAGCUCUCGACAGGCUGAUGGUGAAGAUCCGCUCAGGAGCUGUGAUGAUGUAAAAAGUGAUCACAGUGAAGAUGAAGAUGUGGGUGAUGAUGACAUCGAUGAUGAUGGUGGAUUUUCUUGGUUAAAGGAGAUGGGCGUCCAAGACAAGAUCAAGAAACCUGAUGCUAUUUCUAUCAAACUUCGUAAGGAGCACAGAGAGGUUCGGUUAGAUCACAGACCGGAGUCGGUGGUGCUGGUCGAGGGUUCAAACACAUUCACUCUGCUGAACUUUCUGAUUAACUGUAAGAGUUUGGUAGCUGGAGCCGGAUCUCAGGCCGGGCUUCCUCCAACACUUCUCGCCCCUACGGCUUUCAGAGGAGCCACACUGCACGCGCUAAAGGCACGUACAGUGAAUGUAAAGACUCAAGUUCGAGCGGGUUAUCAGGACGUGUGCAGUCUGGAGGUGACGGGACAUCACACACUGCAUGCACUGACCCAGCUGUUAAAACCCGCUCAGAAGAGUGAAUUCUCUGUCGGCCUGUAUACUCAUGAACCCACCGCUGUCCUUAAUGUUCCCAUUGGUCAAGCAUCUGAACUGGAGACACCGGACGGUGUGGUGCAGGAUCUGGUCAGGUGUGGUCUACAGCAGAGUACAGUUGAGCAGCUGGCCGUGCCAACAACACUGGGAAAAUCUGCUCUCAGACAGCUGCACAUGAAAGGACAUUCAUACAGCUGGAGGUCCUGAGACACAGACCACAUCUAUUCAUAUCUGUGAUGGUGUGACUUACUAUACCAGCUGACACCGGUGAUGCUCUUCCCACUGUAGUACAAGUGUGUCUGAAGUGACUUUAGAACUCUGAUAGUUGUUUCUUUAUACUGCAACUAUUGACUAUCAUGUCAGUUUAAGUGUUUUAAUACCUGUUUUACGUUUUAAAUAUGUUAUUUUAUCAGGGAUUAACUUGUGUUGACUGCAGCUAAAUGUUUUUUUAGGCUAAUGUUGUAAUAUUUAUCACACCUGUAUAAAAUUGUAAUAUUAAAUGAAAUAUUUGAAAUCAUUUUUGCUUUUCUUCACAUAUUACUAUCAUCAGUGUGUUGAGUGUAUAAGAAGUUCCUGUAGUGUACUGUAUCAGAUAUACUGAUGGUAGUAAAUUGAAAUUUUGAAUACCAUAGUAAUGAAUAAUCAUGUGUCAUGGGCGUAUAUGACAU
Paramisgurnus dabryanus is the source of this 1765-nucleotide messenger RNA. Its product is annotated as protein downstream neighbor of son homolog. Gene Ontology annotation, biological process: nuclear DNA replication. The record is from RefSeq and is a predicted model, not a curated record. Gene Ontology annotation, cellular component: nucleus. Lineage: Eukaryota; Metazoa; Chordata; Actinopteri; Cypriniformes; Cobitidae.